AUGAGAAAGACACCAAGCAAAAAGAACACACAAGUUUGCAAAAAAGUGGAGAACAUGUAUUUCCGCAGUGCCCCCAUCCCCGCCCACUCCCCUGCCCCCUGA
Molecule: messenger RNA, 102 nt
Organism: Plenodomus lingam JN3
Lineage: Eukaryota; Fungi; Ascomycota; Dothideomycetes; Pleosporales; Leptosphaeriaceae
Source: RefSeq, a predicted model, not a curated record